AUGACUCGUUUCCUCCAACGAUCUCUUCUACUGCUCGCGCCUUGGGCCCUUAAUCUGUUUCAUACAGCAGAAGCACUGUAUGUGCCGGCUAAAAUAAGCAAUGGCACGUGGGUCGCGGCCGACAAUAGUACAGCCAAUACAGGUGACGUGUCUUCCUCGUUGUGUCCCACGUGGUGUACUGCCCCGCAAACAACUACCGUCUCGGCAACAGUUACCGAAACUGAAACAGUUUCAGUUACCGAGUUGUGUGGGGCUCCACUUGUCUCUUCCUCUACAGUGGUCCCUGUCGUCUCUACUGCACACUUUACUUCUCCUGGUACCUACACCGUUACUGUCUACCCUUCGGGCACUGGAUCUGCUGCUGUUCCUGCCGGCAACGCUGGAGGUGAAUCUGGUCCCGUUGUUUCUACUGUCACUGUUAACGAUAAUGUCUACUCUACUGCUGUUUCCUACACCGUCUCCUCCGUCACCUUGACCACUCAAGUUCCCUGCUCCGAGGAGACUACUAUUACGUCUGUCGUUUAUGAGACCACUUGUGACUGCAGCAAGACACGCUACUACGUCUACACGCCAACUGACUCACCAAAUGCUCCCGUCUCAGCUGAAUCUGUUCCCACACCUUUGACUGCUACUGCUUCUGGUAAUGCCUUGGCUAGCUCCUCAGCAUACGUCAUCACCGACUCGGCUGAAAUAAGCUCUUCCAGAAGCGAGUUUGCUGCCCCGUCUGCCCCUGUCGCUUCCCCAGAUUUCCCCACAACAUCUGGCUAUGACGUUGUUUCUUCUGUUACUGAGACAGUUUUCAGUACUGUAAGCUCAAACAGUAUUGUUGAAGGCUCUACGGUUCCUGCGCCAAGCGCUGAGGUAUCGACCACAGUCAUCACUGGCUCUGUCGAAUCUGCUACUUCAGAGCGUAUUCUUACUGUUGUCACUGAUUCCACAGGUGUCGUUACCGAAACCAAAGUGAUUACUGCUAGUGGUUCUCUUGUUUCUACUCCAACUACUGCUAACUCGUCCCCUGUUGAGUCCUCUGCUUCUCCCGCGACUCCUACGGACUCGGGUAACUUGUCAGUCUCUACCGUACCUGGUUCCAGUGUCGUUCCUUCACAACCAUUGACUACCUCAGUGUAUUCUACUUUGAUCACGACCACCGUCCCUGUCUAUUCAACUCUUACGACAUGUCUGACCACAACCAUAACUACUGUCGUUCCUGUUCAGAGCACUAUUUACUCUACUAUCGACACUGAAACCACAGUCGUCAAGCCUACUACCGUUUACGAAUCCACUAUUCUUACUCAAACAGUUACCUCAACUAACACUCUGACCGAUUACACAACCGGAGUCUUUUACACAACCGUCACCGAGACCAUUCCCUGCACAGUGUGUAAAGACACUACGAUUACCUACUACGAAACCAGAACCGAAUCAUGUAACGGAACGACUUACACAACAGUCAUUCCCACUACUACCCUUGUUCCUGUCACGGUAACCAGUGCAUCUGUUCCCGUCACUCACCAAAACAUUGUCCCCACUUCGCUAGUGAACACGACUUCCUCGUCCGUGAUUCCUGACGGUUGGACUACUGAGACUAUUACUUCCGGCUCUGUUGGAUUCACGUCUACUUUGAACACACCUUCUGGAUCUGUCCCCGGUACUGUAGAGGUUGUCGUUCCCACUCCUGCCUGGAUUACUGAGACAAUCACAUCCGGCUCCGUUGGUUUCACCUCUACUCUGAACACUCCCUCUGGAUCUGUUCCUGGCACUGUUGAAGUUGUUGUACCUACUCCCGCAAGCAAUGUUACCAGCGCUGUUUACUCCUCUGCCUGGAUUACUGAGACAAUCACAUCUGGCUCCGUUGGUUUCACUUCUACCUUGAACGUUCCCUCUGGUUCCGUCACCGGCACUGUUGAGGUUGUUGUCGUUCCCACUCCUGCAAGCAAUGUUACUAGCGCCAUCUACUCAUCUGCCUGGACUACUGAGACAAUCACGUCUGGCUCCAUUGGUUUCACCUCUACCCUGAACGUUCCCUCUGGUUCCGUCACCGGCACUGUUGAGGUCGUUGUUCCCACUCCUGCAAGCAAUGUUACCAGCGCUGUUUACUCCUCCGCCUGGACUACCGAGACAAUCACAUCUGGCUCCGUUGGUUUCACUUCUACCUUGAACGUUCCCUCCGGUUCCGUCACUGGCACUGUUGAGGUUGUCGUUCCCACUCCUGCAAGCAAUGUUACCAGCGCUGUUUACUCCUCCGCCUGGACCACUGAAACAAUCACAUCUGGCUCCGUUGGUUUCACCUCCACCUUGAACGUUCCCUCCGGUUCCGUCACUGGCACUGUUGAGGUCGUUGUACCCACUCCCGCAAACAAUGUCACCAUCGCCGAAUACUCUUCAGUCUGGACCACUGAGACUAUUACUUCUGGCUCCGUUGACUUCACCACGACAUUGAAUGUUCCCUCCGGCUCUGUUCCCGGUACCGUCGAGGUUGUUGUCCCUACUCCUAUGUGGGUCACCAUCACGACUACGUCUGGUUCCAUUGAGUACACUACGACUGUGAACAUUCCUUCCGGAUCGCUCCCUGGCGGCAUUGAGGUUGUCGUUCCUACUCCCGUUUGGGUCACCGAGACCAUUACCUCUGGCUCUGUUGGUUUCACUUCCACAGUAGCAAUGCCUUCUGGCACUGCUUUUGGCACUGUACUCGUUGAUGUUCCCACCGCUGGCUGGGUUACUGAAACACUUACCUCUGGUUCUGUUGGAUUCGUCUCCACCGUGGCUACGCCUUCCGGUACUGUCUCCGGCACCGUUGAAGUUGUCGUUCCUACCGCUGGUUGGGUCACUGAAACCAUUACUUCUGGAAGCGUUGGAUUCACCAAGACUCUCAACGUUGCCUCUGGUACUGAAACCGGCACUGUUGAGGUUGUUGUCCCCACCGCUGGCUGGGUUACUGAGACCAUCACCUCUGGCUCUGUUGAAUUCACCAAGACUCUCAAUGUUGCCUCUGGCACCGUAACCGGCACCGUCGAAGUCGUUGUCCCCACCGCUGGCUGGGUUACUGAGACCAUCACCUCUGGCUCUGUUGGAUUCACCAAGACUCUCAAUGUUGCUUCCGGCACUGUAACCGGCACCGUCGAGGUUGUCGUUCCUACCGCUGGCUGGGUCACUGAGACCAUUACUUCUGGAAGCGUUGGAUUCACCAAGACUCUCAACGUUGCCUCUGGCACCGUAACCGGCACCGUCGAAGUCGUUGUCCCCACCGCUGGCUGGGUCACUGAAACUAUUACUUCUGGUAACGUCGGUUACACUUCUACUUUGAAUGUUGCCUCCGGCACUGUUACCGGCACCGUCGAAGUUGUUGUUCCCACUCCUGCUUGGGUCACUGAGACCAUCACCUCCGGCUCUACCGGAUUCACUUCUACCCUCAACUUGGCCUCCGGCACCGUCACCGGCACCGUCGAGGUUGUUGUUCCUACUCCCAGCUGGGUCACCGAGACCAUCACCUCUGGUUCUGUCGGCUUCACUUCCACAGUAGCCACUCCCUCUGGCACUGCAGCCGGCACCGUUCUCAUUGACAUUCCCACUCCUUCUUGGACCACAUUCACCGUCACCUCUGGCUCUGUCGGCUUCACCAGCACUCUCGCCUUCCCCUCUGGCACCGUCCCCGGUACCGUUGAGGUCGAUGUUCCUGUGGCUACCUGUACCAAUAUCUGUACCGCUUCAAACACCUUCCGUGUUCGUGUCAACGGUGAUUCAUCCUCUCCUGCGUACAUGUACUUGAAUUCAAAGAACUACGCUAUGUCUGGAUCCACCGUUCCCGAAGGCUCCAUCGAUACCUUCACAUAUGACUCUUCCGACAAUCGUAUCAAAACUUGCUGCGGUGUGCUUCCCAUUUACCAAGUGCAACACACUGACGACAAUGCCCAUUCUUUCAACAUCGACAUGAAUGCGAACGGAGACUUCACAUUCCAUGAGAAGUCUGUGAGCACACCUUUUGUUUUGUCCACAUUGAGUGACAACAGAAUUGGUUUCUCUUCCGAUAUGUCUAAGUUCAGUCCUCAAUAUGACUUUGCGGACGAGUCUUUGAGAGCUGUAAACAUCACACUUUCUGCCGUGUUUAACUAG
Molecule: messenger RNA, 4110 nt
Organism: Schizosaccharomyces japonicus yFS275
Lineage: Eukaryota; Fungi; Ascomycota; Schizosaccharomycetes; Schizosaccharomycetales; Schizosaccharomycetaceae
Product: cell agglutination protein mam3
Exons: 2
Coding region: 1-4110 (1369 amino acids)
Biological process (GO): cell-cell adhesion
Cellular component (GO): cell surface
Source: RefSeq, a predicted model, not a curated record